AUGAGGGACAAGUUGAGAGGGUCGUGGAAACCCUAUCAAGCUACCGAGUCACUCUUGCGCGUAUCUGAACGGGACGAAGAGAGCGGAACGCCUGCUCCAAUUCUUCGGUCCUGUCAGGAGACCUACUUCGAACACUGCAUACCAGACGUCCGCAAAGACAAAGACGCCGACAUCUUCAAAAAGCAUUACGAGAAUGCUACCGGGUCUUCAACGCCCAAGCCUUGCGAUCCACAGGUGACUAUCGUUGAUCACGGCGCCUCCACGAUGGAGAAUUCGAAGGUGACGCCUGCCUCCUCAGAAGUCGUUCUUGUCGAUCACGAUGCCUCUCCGUUUAGCGAUUCAGAGGUCAGGCCUCCCUACCCAGAAGUCGUUGUCGUCUUUAGGGAAACCUUGUUGUCUGAGAACGGGAACGAGGAGAGUGUACACGAUAUCGGGGACUUGAAGGACGGGGAGACUGCGCACGAUGUCGUGGACUUGCAGGACGAGGAGACUGUGCACGAUAUCAUGGAACCAAAAGACGAGGAGACAGUACACGACGUCGUUGAACCAAAGGACGAUGAGACAGUACAUGAUGCUGUAGAACUGAAGGCCGAGGAGACUGUGCACGAUGUUGUGGGACUAGAAGACGAGGAGAGUGUCUACUCCAUCAGGGAGCUAGACAAGGACUUUGAAGUCUUCAAAGCCCGGACACGUCCUCGAAAUGCCCCAUCAGGCGAGCUUGUGGAAGUUGUCCAGCGAAAUAUCGUAGCCGCGCCACCAUCACGAUAUCCACCGAGAUCCUCUUCGCUUGUCAACAAGGAGCAACCUGAUGCACAACAGCAAAAGCUUGAAGUCCAGUCAGGCAAGGAUUCCAGCGUCCAUAUCGAUCUUGCGACAACAGAGACAAGUCCACCCCCAAUUCCGGAAAAGUCAAAGCUGAGGCCUCUGCCAAAGCUGCCCAAGAAUGAAAGCGCUGGGCCUAGGCGUGGCAUUCUAGGUCAAACGGUCCCUCGUACCAGCGUCGAAAAGGUCACAUCCACGUUCGUGGAUCCUUCCAAGGCGCUUUCAACUGUCCGAUCUCGACUGAGCUCGCUCAAGAUGCCAUCGAUUAAUGUGUUCAGGGAGAGUCGUACAAAGAGGCAAAGCAAGACUCCAGAAGAGAUCGACUUUCUGAACGGCAAAGAUACCAUUUACCUCUCCAUCCAUCACGCUCGUGUCAAGAAAGCCGAUCGAGAGAGGAAUCAAGGAGAGACAGACCGGGCAGGUGAUAACAGCCGACUCGUCCAAUGGCUCAGAUUCAACGAUGAUCUCGCCGCGGACGCCAGAGUCACAGCAAAUGGGGAAGACCUUCGAGCCAGCUCCACGUCUCCCAGCGAGAAGACGAAGACGCGAAAGUCAUCGCUCACUCACAUUGAGGUCGGUGACAGCACAGACCGCGCGAUCCUCAUUGGGCCAGCAGGCUACGGCGCUCUCACACUUGGGGAGAUGUGGAUCGGAGGGUGCGACAAGAAGCACAAAUUCGAUUCACACCGGAGCGUCGUUCUCUCAGAACACGACGAGUCUUGUCCCUGCAAGCUCAACCAAGUAUUUGACCUCAUCACGGAUGAGUCGUACAAGUAUCUCGGCGUAGCGAGGUCCGCGAGGGAGGGCAAGUGGGUGGUGCAUCUUGCGAAGGAGAUGCCGAUGGGCACGGCCGAGGCGAGGGCAAGCGAGUUACCGAAGCUCGACAGACCAACAACACGCCCAAGAUUCACGAUCGCGCGGAAGCCAAUCCCAGCCCGGGCAUCUACAGCCUGCCGAGUCGGAUUCAUCUAG
Zasmidium cellare ATCC 36951 is the source of this 1794-nucleotide messenger RNA. RefSeq lists its product as uncharacterized. Lineage: Eukaryota; Fungi; Ascomycota; Dothideomycetes; Mycosphaerellales; Mycosphaerellaceae. Bases 1 to 1794 code for a protein of 597 amino acids. The record is from RefSeq and is a predicted model, not a curated record. The transcript has a single exon.